UUUCAAACCUUUCUAGUUGGGCACUAUAUAACCCUUUGUUCAGGGACUAACAAGGCACAAGUCAAUCAUCUUAUUCUUUGGCAUUUUCAGUUCAUAUAUCUUAAGAAUUGAAAAAUGGUGAAGUUGGCAUUUGGGGAUUUUGCCGACUCAUUUAGUGUCAGCUCAAUCAAGUCAUAUUUGGCUGAGUUCAUUGCUACACUUCUUUUCGUGUUUGCCGGUGUAGGAUCGGCUCUCGCUUUUGGCAAGCUCACAGGUGAUGCACCAUUAGACCCGGCUGGUCUAGUAGCUAUAGCAGUGGCUCAUGCUCUUGCACUAUUUGUUGGAGUGUCAAUUGCCGCCAACAUCUCCGGCGGCCAUUUGAAUCCAGCUGUCACCUUUGGAUUGGCUGUUGGUGGCCACAUCACUAUCUUAAGCGGCUUAUUUUACUGGAUUGCUCAAGUGCUUGGUGCCAUUGUUGCGUCAUUCCUUCUUCAGUUCGUCACGGGUGGAUUGGCCGUUCCGACCCAUGGAGUAGAUGGAAUAAACGCUAUCCAAGGAGUAGUGUUUGAGAUUAUCAUAACCUUUGCGCUAGUCUACACAGUUUAUGCAACUGCAGCUGACCCCAAAAAGGGUUCACUUGGAACCAUUGCACCCAUUGCAAUUGGUUUCAUCGUUGGAGCUAACAUAUUGGCUGCCGGCCCAUUCAGUGGUGGUUCAAUGAACCCCGCUCGAUCAACUGGACCUGCUGUUGCUAGCGGAGACUUCUCACAAAUCUGGAUUUACUGGGUUGGACCACUUAUCGGUGGUGGUCUAGCUGGGCUUAUCUAUGGUGAUGUAUUCAUUGGUUCAUACACUUCAGCCCCCACCGAAGACUAUGCUUAACAAGUUUAGCUGUUUUUAUCGUCAAUUGUGUUUCGUAUUUCUUUCAUGGUUGAAAUUGUGGCAUCCUCUUUGUUGGGGGGAAGGUAAAGGGUCAACUUUGACCACCCCAUAACCUCAAGUUUGUGCUUUCAUCUUUCCUUUGGUAAAUUCUAAGCUUGUAAUCUUGAGAUGUGAAUAAGAAGUGUGUAUAUCAUCAUCAUCAUCAUCA
Helianthus annuus (common sunflower) is the source of this 1069-nucleotide messenger RNA. Its product is annotated as probable aquaporin TIP2-1. The record is from RefSeq and is a predicted model, not a curated record. The coding region runs from base 115 to 861 and encodes 248 amino acids. Gene Ontology annotation, molecular function: water channel activity. The transcript is spliced from 3 exons. Gene Ontology annotation, cellular component: plant-type vacuole membrane. Gene Ontology annotation, biological process: transmembrane transport; water transport. Lineage: Eukaryota; Viridiplantae; Streptophyta; Magnoliopsida; Asterales; Asteraceae.